Molecule: messenger RNA, 2187 nt
Organism: Dentiscutata erythropus
Lineage: Eukaryota; Fungi; Glomeromycota; Glomeromycetes; Diversisporales; Gigasporaceae
Source: the annotation of a GenBank genome assembly
AUGUCUUUAAAUUCUCAAUAUAAUCAACCAGUAUUUAAUCCUGCUGAAUUAGAAAGCAUUAUUCUUGCAACUUCUCCUGAUACUUUUUCUCCUAUAAAUAGACUUGAAAAUUCUUUAUCUUUAUCUUUACAAGAAUAUUUAAAUAAUUAUCUUCUUCCUGCAACUCAGGAUAAUGCAACAUUAGAUGAUAUUAAAAAAGCAUUACAUGGUGAAAUAACUAAUUAUGCAGCUGAAGGUUUUCCAAUAUUUCCACAUAUUAAUUUUUCUGAGUUUAAAUUAGACCAUCCUAGAAAAAUAUCAUUUAGAUAUGAUAUUGACUCCUUUUUAUUAACUACAUAUAAUUUAAAAAUUAUUAAAAAAUCUAUUAAAUUUUUUUGUUUUACAAAUGUUUUCUGGAAUUUAAAUCGCCAUAAUCAUGAAUAUUGUUAUGUUCUGGUUAAUAACAAUAUUAGAAAACAUGUCAAAUUAGUUAAUGUACCACAUUUUCAAUUUGCUCAGUUUGGUGAUAAUGGUGUUUUUAAAAUUUUAAUUUUUUUUCCUUCAAAAUAUACUGAUGGUUCUAGAAAUAGUUUUUUACAAAAUGAAGUAUUAGCUAUUUGGUAUGAUGAAAUAUUUAUACCUUCAUUAAAAGAAAUUCAUUGCCCAUUAGAUAUUUUACAUCAUUAUCCUUCUACUUUUAGAGCUUAUUGUCUUAAAUCAAAAAAUGAUUCUGGCUAUUAUAAUCAUUCUUCUUAUAGUCUUCCUAAUUCAUUUUUAUUCCCACUUACAGAAACAAUGAGGGCCAAAAUUAGAUCUAAUGAUAAUUUAAAACAAUUUGAACAUUUUUUUUAUCAUAUUUAUGCUAAAAACCUUAAACUUGAUACAAAAUUUUAUGAAUUUAAAGAGAUAAAUGAAGCUAUAUCUUUUAUAGAUAAUAAUUUUGAUACAACUAAUAAUAUUAGCUGGAAAAAUGCUGCUAAAAUAGAUUUUGGCAUUGAAUUUAUGCCUACUGGAUAUAAUCAACCUAAUUCUGUUUAUUGGGCAAGAAAUUCAGCUAUAAAUCUUUUAAAAGGACUCGGUACAAUAUUUACAACAAAUACUACACUUUCAAGAAUUGAUAAUUUUCUUCAUACAUAUGAGCUUGCUGGUGGAUCUGGUGAAGCUAAAGAAAUUGGUAAAAGAAAUCAUAUAUAUUAUGCACAGGUGUAUAAUGUUGAAAAGGAAGCAUUUUCAGCUGCAACAACUACACUUCUAAAAAAAUUAAAUGAAAAUAAUGCUAUAAAACAUCCUACAAAAAUCAAUAAAGUUUGUGAAGCUUCUAUUGAAAUCUUGAAUGAAAUUGUUAAUACAAAUUUUGGUGCUAGAGCAGAAUAUAGAAUUAUAUAUGAGAAUCUUGUUCCAUUUGUUGCUAAACUAGAAAAUAGAGUAUAUAAUUUUUUAUAUUCUAAACCUUUCUAUAUUAUUCCUACUAAGUUAGUAUCGAAUUUAAAAAUUGCUAAAUUAAAAACAUUCAUAAAUGCAUAUAAUCUUUCCUUUCAUCCUAUACCUGAUCUUCUCACUUCUAAACAUGAAGCAUUUAGAAUUUCUUUACUAUAUCUAAUGAAAACCAUUAAUCAAAGUUUUGAUGCAUUACCUUUUAUUACAAAAUAUUUUGGAAAUUCAGAUCUCGAUAAUGAAAAUAAUAUUGGAACUUUAGAAAUGCAUAGAAUAAUGAAACAAGCUAAUACAGCUUGGUUAUUAGAUAUUUUUAAUAUUGAUAGUUUAGAUUUAAUUUGGAUACAAUUUAUUCAAGAUUGUAUUAAUGCAAUACCCGAAAGAUAUAAAAUACAGGAAUUUAGCUCACCAGAAUUAACUUUAGCUACUCUAAAUACAAAUUUAACUUCAAGUAAUUAUAAAAUAUUUAAAUUAAGUGACCGUAAACGUAAAACUGGUACUCAUACAGUACAAGCUCGAUUUGAUAUGUAUUUUAAUCAUGAAAAAGAUUUAACAGUUAAACAAAAAAAUGAGCAAAAAUGGAUAAAUAAAUAUUUAGAUGUUUAUCAAUUUGCUUAUUUACAUCUUAAAGAUAUUAAUAGUAAAUUAGUUGAAUUUAGAACAAAAUUACUUGAUAAAUUUAAACAACAACAAUAUUUACCAGUAGCAGAAAAAAAUGGCAAAUUUUGUGUUAGUAAAAAUGAUAAAGUUCAAAUUCUUGACAUGACUAUAUAA